Messenger RNA from Carassius gibelio (silver crucian carp), 2642 nucleotides. RefSeq names its product microtubule associated protein 10 (gene map10). The record is from RefSeq and is a predicted model, not a curated record. Gene Ontology annotation, cellular component: centrosome; midbody; mitotic spindle midzone. The transcript has 2 exons. Gene Ontology annotation, molecular function: microtubule binding. Gene Ontology annotation, biological process: mitotic spindle midzone assembly; positive regulation of cytokinesis; cytoplasmic microtubule organization. Bases 134 to 2407 code for a protein of 757 amino acids. NCBI's taxonomy places the organism in Eukaryota, Metazoa, Chordata, Actinopteri, Cypriniformes, Cyprinidae.
CUCACGCACACUCGGCUUCCGCUUUCUGUUUAUUUCCGUUACGUUUAAUAUACAGUGUAAACAAUCUCUCCUCUGAAAAUAAUUAUUUAUGUAUGAAAUCGUUUUGUGUUAGGCUACUCUCACGCCAAGAAACAUGUCAUCGAAGCAAGAAUCUCUCUUCUCAUUGGAACUAUUGAUCGAUUUCGUUCACUUUGACGGAUCACGUGUCAAUGUUUUGGAUCCUGCGGUGGCUGUUCGCUUCUUAGAUUUCCCAACACUGCUGAUAUACCAAUCAAAACAAGAGCAUCUUCCAUCUAAAUCAGGACAUUUGGAUAUGUGCCUAUCACCUGAAGCUACAUCUCAACCAGACGAUAGAGAACAUCUCAAGUAUUCCUUCCAUAAAGGCAAAUCGUGUCUUUUUAAAAUCAGUUUGCACUCUUUAGACGCUCAUCUCACGAACACUCCUCUCUACACAAUGGUGUUGGAUGUAAAAGAUGAGAUUCCCAGACUUAUAGGAAGCUCGUUGAUAUCCCUGGCCAAAGUGAUGGAGAAAAUCAAACUGGAUGUUGAAAAACACGGUAUUGGCCACCCAUCCGCUUAUGGAGAGAGAUUGACCACACCGAUAUGCAAUCUAAUGGGCAAAAGCAUUGGUGUUAUCUCUCUGGCGUAUAAGAUUGUAAGUCUAGGAGCUCAUUUGAUUCCUCACAUCCCAGAAAACAGAGUCUAUGUAGUCGGAGGGGCCCUUGGAAAAGGAGAAAAACACUUAAAAGACAAUGGAAACGAAGAGAUGCCACCCAAAGUAUCUGAGAAGCAUCCUGGGAGUGUGCUUUUACAACACGUGAACCUUAACGGACAGUCUAGCGAUAUAAUGAUCUCCGAAGAAAAGCAACCAGGGGUUCCAGCUUUUACUCAGACUGAACCGGCACAACAGAGGGUCUCGUGGUCUGAAGAUGCACAGGAAUACACCACAUUCUGCCCUCCACCUCUGUUUUACUCCUCCAGCAUGAAGAACCAACCACGGAGGAAAAGCUUCACAGGGUUAUUUGAAGCAAUGGAGAGCCUUGAUAUAGAGGAUCCAGAAGAUGGAAAUAAUGAAGUCGAAUCAUCUGAUAUGUGUGAUUUUUCUGAGAUGAUGGCUGUAAAGGCAGAUGGAUCGAGCAAGUUAACCUCAACUCCGAAGUCAAAGCUGCAUAAAGAGACGGACUCAGCUUCAUUUGGGGAUGUUAUCAGACAGUUACCCCUGCUGAACGCUUUACUAGUUGAACUCUCACAGCUGAACGUCCAGACGGCACAGCAACAGCAGGCUUUAUCAGUUCAUCCUAACCUUGCGUGGCUGUACACAUCAGCACAGGAACCAUCAGGAGCUGCGAAUCAGACAACAAACCCUAAACAGAGACUUGAUCAAUGCAAGGUGAAAGCAGUAAAGAGAAGCAAAGAAAAAGUGCAACCUAAGAAGACGCUUAAAUACGGCUUGACAAACACUUUUCGUCUCCGACUCAAACUGGUCAAACGAGGUACCAAAAUGCACGAAUGCAUCGAAUACCAGGAUGCAAAACAGAACCAGCCAUCAUCAUCCUCUGACCAUAAACGUGUUCCUAAGACAGCUAGAAGAGGUGUUUGUUCGGAUGAAACUGUGAAAACAUUAAUAAGCAGUUUUGAUAUGCACCCGACGCCAACUGAAACUCCAGUAAAAUCACAGACAAGAUCAAGUAUCAGAAAACACAUCACAAAUGCACCAAAUGAGGAGCGUCAUGAGAAAGACAAAAAAGUUAAUAUCCCAAGUCAGGAUUCAGAGCGCAUUGACCAGCAUUCAGCUUCAUCUAUUCAAGGUUCAAACUUUAGCUUCCAGAGAGGAGAUAGCAGAGCAAAGACGAGCUUGAGUAAUGGCUCCUACGGACAAGAAGAGUAUCAGGAUGACUUCACGAGCCUAAACACAACUGAGGGAUACUCACCCAGUCCAGAACCAAGCAGACGUACAAGACACAGCGGUUCGAGCUCUUCAAGCGCCUCUCAUCCAAACAAAGGUCUGCCUGUUCCUGCCAAAGCGGAGAACUCUCCCCAACGUGCUCUCAAAAGCACACACAUCAUCCGACCGCGUCUUCAGACCUCCGCUCUGAGUCUGUCUUCAGAUGAGGAUGAGUCCAGACGUCACAGGCCUGGAUCGCAGAGCAGUGGACAGAAGACUCCAUCUGUGCGCAGGACAUUUGGAAAAUCGGAGAGCUUUGACAGUGACACUGGUGAUAAUGGCAUGACAUUUAGCCGGGUGUCAGAGGACUCAGAUUCAGCUGCUAAUAACUCGGUGCUAAAAUCCACUUCAUCUUCAGAGAGUGAUGAGGAACGGGAUGAACUGGGCUCUCUAGGACUGGACAAGAAAUACCGUCACAUUUCCCAACUGGUGAUCAACAAACUACCAGGCUACACGCUGUGAUUAGACCAUGUGUUAAUCUAAUAGUGCAAAUGAGUUAACGCCAGAAACUAGUGAACAUCUGAUUUAUUAGUCGAUAUGAAUAACAUGUUUUUUUGAGUGUGUGUGGUCAUUCUGUUUGAACAAAUGCAGCUUUUGAUAUGUAUUUAAGAAAUGGUAUUGUUGGUUCAUAUUUCAUAAUUUGUGAAACGGCAAAUAAACAAUAAUUUGUCACCGCAAUAAACACACAGUUGUUAGA